GGGCCGGGCUACGCCGAGGGAGCGCAGCCGUGGGACGGGCUUGGUGGCGCGUGUCCUCGGCGAGGCUAAUCCCGGCGGGGGCUGCCUUCGGGGCGUGUGCAGAGCGGGCGGGAGCGUGUGCGGGUCCGGGCGGCAGGCGGAGCCAGGCCGGUGUAUGGGGGCCAGCCUGGCCGGCCUUGGCCGAUGUUUUCUUGCUUCUGCUUCAGCCUGCAGGAGAAGUCCUUCAGCAGCCCAGCGGUAGCCGAGUGUGAGGAAGACACCGUGCCUGUUAAUGAAGAGCAGCCUGAUCCAGCCAGUCUCAGAGAUGAAAAUAAUAAAGAAAACUACCCUGACAACAUCGCCCUCCUAGAAGAGAGCCGGCAGCAUGUAGAGCAGGCCCUGUUCCAUGGAGCAUUGCGGUACACCAUGGGCAACUUCAAGUCCAGGAAACCCAAGUCUAUCAUCAAAGGGGAGGCCGGGAAGGGCCACACCGAUAACCAGGAGCCAGAGAAUGUCUCUCCCAGCCUUUCGGAAUGGCAGGGGAAAGCAGGAGCCCCAGUUAAUGAGAGUGCUCAGAGUGUCCCCUUCCACUGCCAAGACACUGUGCGGCAUCAGCCAAGAUCAGAUCAGAGGGUGGCUGUUUGGCCAAAGGAAGUGUUGGAACCUCUCCGGGACUUGAACGAGGAAGAAGCCGCCCCGCUGCAGGGGGGCAAGGACCCGGCUCUGCAGUCUGUCCCUGGCGCACUGGCCGAUGAUGUCCACGCUGGAGACCCUGUGCCCGCCUACAGAGAUUGGCAGAACGAAGCCGACAACGGCUCUGAGGACCCGCCUUCCGUCGGGACCAGCCGCCUGCUGCAUCACAUCACGGAUGGAGACCGCCCCCUCCUGUCCCCGAGAUGCCCCCUCUUUAGCCAAAGCCAGAGAUUUAAUUUGGAUCCUGAAUCUGCCCCUUCUCCACCCAGCUCUCAGCAGUUCAUGAUGCCGAGGAGUUCUUCGAGGUGUGAGGAUGGGAAAGGGCCCCAGACGGUGACCCAGCUGACCAAGCACAUCCAGAGCCUCAAGCGGAAAAUCAGAAAAUUUGAAGAAAAGUUUGAGCAAGAAAAGAAAUACCGGCCUUCUCAUGGAGACAAGACUUCAAAUCCUGAAGUCCUGAAGUGGAUGAAUGACUUGGCCAAAGGCAGGAAGCAGCUGAAAGAACUGAAGCUAAAGCUCUCAGAACAACAGGGGAAUGUGCCCAAAGCUGUACCACACCAGACCCUGCAUCAGGAACCAGCUGCCACUCCCAAAGAGACGGAGAAGCCAGAGGCAGCAGGCACUGAGCCAAAUUCCUCUGGGGAAGAGAUGCCAGAUGCCCUGGUCAAGCAGCCAAAGGAGCAGAGAGAACCACUGACUGCCCAGGAAGAUGCCAAGGUAAUGAAACAAGACAAGAGCCUGAUCAAGCCCCUCUAUGACCGAUACAGAAUCAUCAAGCAGCUUUUGUCAGCACCUUCCCUGAUACCCACCAUUCAGGAAGAAGAAGACUCUGAUGAAGAAUAUCCCCAGGGCAGCCACCAGCCUUCCUUGUCGGAUCCAGCCUCCUGCUUGCCCAUUGGUGAGCCCCUUCCUUUCCUCAGUGAGACCGAGCCUGCUGCAGCCUUGCCUCUGGACGCAAAGAAGGAAGUCAGACACCCCGUCCUUUCCAUGUCCAACCUGCACGAGGCCACCAUGCCAGUUUUACUUGACCAUCUUCGAGAAACCAGGGCUGACAAGAAGAGGCUUCGGAAGGCGUUAAGGGAAUUCGAAGAGCAGUUUUUUAAGCAGACUGGACGGAGCCCACAGAAGGAAGACCGGAUUCCCAUGGCAGAUGAAUACUACGAGUAUAAGCACAUAAAAGCCAAGCUGCGGUUACUAGAGGUUCUCAUCAGUAAGCAAGAUGUGUCUAAAACGAUCUGAGGCAGAUUGGACUGGAUUGGAUUCUUCCAACAGAGGCAACCUUUUUUACCCUCUCCUUCCUUCCUACUGGGUCAUUUGAACACAUUCAGGAGCACUUUAAGUCACAGAAUUAGCCGUGGAUGAGAAAGGAUGGCAAAAGCGAUACGAGAUGGAGAGAGGAAAUUAAGAAGGACCCUCAUGGUCAAAGAAAAGGAGCCUGUGGGAGAAUGAUCCCCAAGUAGGACUGAGAACAUUCCCAGUCCAUUGACUUUUUCUUUUUUAAGGUUGAUGCUGACUUUGGUUGAUAGAGGAUUUAGACCAAUGUAACAACAUAUUCCGUUGUUGAGUUUCUAAAGAGUUUCUAAAGAGUAAGUGACUCUAAAGAGUAAGUGACUCUUUAGAAACUCAGUUGUUCAGUUUCUAAAGAGAAGCUCACACUGAUGGCACAAAGGGGAAGAGGGUGUUAAAGUUAAAACUCCUUUGGGAGGGAGGAGCAACUGAGGAGGUUUUCUGUUUUUUCAGAUAGAAAGGAAUAACGUGGGUAGUUGAAAUAGUUAACAUUAAGCUUCUACUAGAAAAUUUUUUUUUAGAUAAGCAAAAAACCCACAGACAUUCAAUUGUCCUUUUAUGUCUCCAAUACCUUCAAAUAACUGACCUUAGAAUAGGUGAUUGCGGAUUUCUAAUUUCUCUAUCAAAAUUAGCACCUUAUUUCUGCCUAUGAUUUGAAGUUUUGUGUUUCCAAUGACCAAAGCUCAUUCUGACAGCAUGCACUUUGUGAAUUUUCAAGUAUUCUUUGUCUAUACUUGCCAGAUGUUUAUAUUAAAAGAAAAAUAUUGCGUUCCAAUUUGCAAAUAGGUAUUUUGGAUAGCUACGUGUCUGUAGCACACAACUGAAUGGCUGGUUAGGAUUGCUAAGCUUUUUGCUCCCUGGAACUCCGAUUAUAUGACUAUUUUUCCAUUGGAAAUAUGCAUUUUUCUGAAUGUUCUAAAUGUAAAUGCUCUAACCGGGUGAGAUCUAAGCACACCCUCCUAAGCUGUAACUCUUGUCUCUAGGCAAAGUUUGCUCAAAGCUUUGUGAUUGUCUGACAAAAUACAGGAAAUGCCUCUGGGCAGUGGAGCUUUUUAGGAAGACCACCAGAGAGGAGAAGGCCUGUCACAGCACACUGAGUGUAUGUCGUGCCACUCUGUAUGAAACAACACAUCACCAUUCAUUUUUGUUUUGGUCAAGAGUAUGUAAAAUGGCAACACUUCCUUUGGUCCCAACAGCCUUUGCAUCUCUAGUGUAUGUCAUGUUUAAGCAUGAUUCUGAAGAAAUGCACAUUUUCAUAGUCUGGAGGAGAGAAGUGUCAACCACUCCACAAGUGGACUUCUUCAUUUCCCUGGCUUGUUUUUUGUGUAUUGACUUGGUAUUUUAUAACUUUGAUGAAUCAGAAUAAUCUUCGUAAACUUGUUGAAUUGAAAUCCGUCUC
Molecule: messenger RNA, 3358 nt
Organism: Dromiciops gliroides (monito del monte)
Lineage: Eukaryota; Metazoa; Chordata; Mammalia; Microbiotheria; Microbiotheriidae
Gene: FAM13C
Product: family with sequence similarity 13 member C
Exons: 14
Coding region: 184-1911 (575 amino acids)
Source: RefSeq, a predicted model, not a curated record